AUGGCGGAAUCGCAGGAGCCUUCAAUCGUAGCUGCGAAAUCAGAAAAGGGCCCGACCAACAACAAUGGAGUGCCAGACGAUUUUGCAAGAGGCGAUGGAGAGGAUAUUCUCGGUCUGGAGGAUCUUGAUCCCGUCCUGAAUAUGAAGAUGCAUCUCGUUAACAAUGCCAUUGACGAGAUUGGAUGGACCCCUUAUCACUCGAAGCUUUUUGUGUUGAAUGGCUUUGGCUAUGCGGUUGACUCGUUAGUUCUGCUCCUUCAGUCAGUCAUUGCAACUCCAGCCUUCACGGAAUUUGGGAAAGUAGGUUACUCGGCAGGGUUGACCGUUUCGGUAUAUGUUGGCAUGCUCAUCGGUGCUCUCUUCUGGGGUCUAAGUGCUGACAUGAUCGGACGACGAUGGGCAUUCAAUAUUUCGUUAUUUAUAUGCUCAGCUGCGGCCAUCGUAGCUGGUGCUGCUCCGAACUGGCCCUCGCUCGGGUUUUUCAUAGCAUUGGUUGGAUUCGGAGGUGGUGGUAACCUCAUCCUCGACACGACCGUCUUCUUGGAAUAUUUGCCAUCCCAUAAGCAAUGGGUGCUUACUUUUCUUGCUUCUUGGUGGGGACUGGGACAAGCGAUAACUGGUUUUGUCGCUUGGGGGUUUCUAGCGCCGGAGCAGUGGAAUUGUUCAUCCGUGGCCGAAUGCCCGCGCAAUUCCAACAUGGGCUGGCGAUACACGAUGUUUACGGCAGGCGCGCUGGUCCUUGUGAUGUCAGUGCUUCGCAUCACCAUCAUCCGCCUAAAGGAAACGCCAAAGUACCUCCUAGGUAAAGGGCAAGACGCGGCAUUGGUUGACUCAUUGCAAAGCAUUGCGCAUAGAUAUAACAGGCCGUGCUCUUUGACAGUCGAGAAGCUUGAAUCAUGCGGAAUUGUUCAGUCUGCCCAACAGGGAAGCGGAUUCUCUGCAGGGGGAGCACUGAUUCACUUCAAGGGCCUGUUCAGCGCCAGGCAGAUCGCAUUUUCGACAGUACUGAUCUGGUUAUCGUGGACACUGAUAGGAUUGGCGUAUCCUCUUUUUUACGUCUUCCUGAAUACUUACCUGGCAAGUCGGGGUGCAACGUCAGGUGUGAGCACAUAUGACACUUGGCGAAACUAUGCCUUGACCAACGUCUCGAGUAUUUUUGGUCCCAUGCUCGCCGGGUGGAUGUGUGACCAAAAGGUUCUCGGGCGGAAGUAUACCAUGGUUAUUGGAGCUCUUGUUACCAUGGCAUUCUUCUUUGCAUAUACGGCAGUCCACACACCAGCGCAGAACGUCGGGUUCAGCUGCGCCAUAGGCUUCUGUCUGAACAUUUACUAUGGUACGUUGUAUGCGUAUACAGCGGAAGUAUUGCCGUCGGCGCACCGCGCUACCGGCAAUGGAGUGGCAGUCGCAUGUAAUAGGAUUAUGGGAAUCAUCUCGGCUGUAGUUGGCACGACUUCAGAUACGACAACUUCUGUCCCGAUCUACGUAUGUGCGGCGUUAUUUAUAUGUAUGGCAAUCGUUAGUGCAGUAUUCCCGUUUGAGCCGUACGGGAAACGUAGUAGCUAG
Truncatella angustata is the source of this 1563-nucleotide messenger RNA. RefSeq names its product major facilitator superfamily domain-containing protein. NCBI's taxonomy places the organism in Eukaryota, Fungi, Ascomycota, Sordariomycetes, Amphisphaeriales, Sporocadaceae. The transcript has 7 exons. Gene Ontology annotation, molecular function: transmembrane transporter activity. Gene Ontology annotation, biological process: transmembrane transport. The record is from RefSeq and is a predicted model, not a curated record. The coding region runs from base 1 to 1563 and encodes 520 amino acids.